CGCGGCGGUAACGCGCAGCCUCCAGGCUAGCUGCCCGGCCGCGGGCCGGCGCGAACGACUGCAAACCAAGCAGCGGCCGCAGCGCUCCGAGCCCUGCCGCCGGGGCAGCCGCCGCCUCCAACGGUAGGGCUGCCCCAACAGCUACUGAGCUCCCAGGAGUACCGGCCCCGGGCAUCGCUCCUGCGGUUGCGUAGGUCUCAGGAUAGCACCAUGGCGGACCUCGCCUGGUACCGCGCCUGGCUCGCCGACGCGCCCGUGCGCGUCUUGGACACCGUCACGUUGGACGGUCAGGGUCGACCGACGAACUGGUUCUACACUUCCAGUAAAACUGGAAAAGUCGCGACCAAGGACGCUCAUCAAUUAACUUGGCCCAAAAUUGGUCGACGAUUCGCGAAAUUCGCCUUAGCUUCCCAAGAAAACACGGGUCGACGCGUAGCCGUGCUGCUGAGGCAUGAUGGCGCGAGAGCGAUCUUAGGCGAGCAGGAGCUUGCUGCCGUCGCGCGGGCCGACGAUCAGACGAGAGCGACCAUGUUGGAAGGUGUGGGUGGCGUGCAAGUCUACUUGGGCGACGGCGACGACUACUGGUGUAGAUGUGAGGCUGUGGACAAGGUCGAUGGUGAAAGCAAGACCACGGCCGGUUUGGGCGCGUCGCCCUCACCCCUAGCUUCGCACGUCGACGACGCCCUGGGGAAAUAUACCCGUUCUCUGAGACUGAAAGCCAAAGAACCUUGCGUCGAAGCGCGAUUCGUGGCGGACGCGCACGGCCAGUUCUGGCUGUCUGAUGUCCAAAGGGCGGGCUGGUCUGGACCCACACAACCUGUGCAGAAGAAGCGUCCCUCUCAACAAAAAUCAAGGCCCAAGACCGGGGGCCAGAAAUUAAGGCCGCUGUCCGAAAAGGCGGCAAAGAGACGCAAGAAGAAGGACAUACCCGUCGAAUCUUCGAGGCCUAUCUUCGACGUGCACGACGCAGCAAGGCAACAAGCCAUAUCUGCAUCUUCCCCGAGAACCGCGGCGUCGCUCGCUCUGCCCACCCCGUGGGAGCAGGAAAUUCAAGCGGCCAAGCGGAAGCAGUUCGAGUUGUUGGCUUCUGCAAGUGAUGAACCGUCGCUCUUUGCGCCCCAUGAGGCCACGGUCAUGACGGAAGCGCCUCCUUUGGAGACUCCGAUGCCGCCGAAGCCGGGCAGUGCGCGGGCCUUCACUCAAGGGGUUUUGACGGAUCGCAUUACUACACUGGAAAAGCAGAUUGGGUCGUGUGAGGACCGCGCUUCGAGGGCGGAGGAAUUACGAGAUAAGACCCUGCAGAAGUGCCGCGAGUUGGGUUCUGAAUUAAGUAAUACGAAAGCAUCGUUGGAGGAGCAACUGCGAGACAAAGACGUGCAGUUGGAAGUCGUUACGUUACAAAUGGAGACCCUCAAGAAUACUAAAAACAUAAGUGUACCGGCACCGGUCAUCAAAACGGGCGACACGAAUAUCGACGAGGUACUUAGUAAGUUACAUAAGAAGGAGCAGGCGUUUAUAGAAGCGAAGCAGGCCUGGGCCCUGGAGCGGCAAGCUCUCAUAUCAGACAAACAGCGUACUAAUACUCAAAGCCAAUAUCAAUUACAUGUGCAGUCGAACGAGUUACGAGCUCAGUUAGCGGAGGCGGAGGACAAAGUACAGUCUUUGACCACAGAAUGUGCCGAAGCGAAGGCAGCUUUGAAGAUCGUGGAACAAGAUAACCACGAGUUGAGGGACGAGGUCGAGACGUUCCGAGCCGCGAAACGGGAACUCGGCGAAGGGUCGUCAACGGCAGGACAAGUCGCGAGGGGAGCCAUGUCCCUCGAGUUUGGGGCCGCGAAGCAGACCUUCGGUCCGGAUGACUCGUUGAUCACGGCCCAUACCGAUAAAGCGGAAACCUUGAGAGCUGCCGAAGCUGCGAAAGGUGAGGCAAAAAUCAGACAACUACAUAAUAAAGUAGUGUUCCUGAAAAGUUCGCUGGAGAUGGAGAUGGACGCUAAAAGCGCGCUGGAGAAAGAUUUGAGGCAAGCGAGGGCCAUGCUCCAACAAGAACGGGAGGAGAACGAACAGAGGCUGGCCGACGCCGUCAAUGAGCUCAAUUCCGCCGUCGAAAGUGCGGAAGCUAGAGCGCACUCCGCCGUCGCCGAGGCGCAUGACCGCGCGUCUCAUCUGGAGACGAAAUUAGCUUCCGCCCAAGCGGCUUAUAGCGAUGCCGUGCACGACGCCGGCGCCGCUCGCCGACGAGAGGAGCAGAUCAAGGGCGAACUAAGAAGAGAAAAAGCUGCCAAGGAGUUGAGGGAGAAGACCCUGAAAGAGCAGACGGAAAAACUAGCUCAGCUACGCAGUCAAGAGAUGGGUGAAUUGUCGUCGGAGGACCGCCAGCGCCAGGAGGAAAAAGCACUCAUAAGAAGGCUGGAGAACGAGAAGCAGUACUUGGCCGCGCAGCUAAAGUCCGAAGCGACUUGCAAGGGUGAGCUCCAAUCAGCCUUAGAUAAAGCUGAAGAACGGUUAGUUGAAACGGAAGCGCAAGGCCACAAAGCACUGCAGAACUCCCUCGAGAGCGUUCGUAAGAGUGCGGACCGAGCUUCGGCAGCAGAGAAGGAGUUGCGAGCCGUCAAGACAGAAAAGGAGGCCCAGGACGUGGCCCUCACGAAGCAGAUCGAGAUGCUGAAGGAUGCUUACACGAAGACGCGAGACGCACUGCGCAUCGAACAGCACCACACGGGACGACUCAAGAUCCAGGUGUCGGAGCUCAUGGACUCGGCGGGUUCUUUACGAGAACAAAUUGAGCGCCUCGAGCAGGAUCGCAAGGACGACCAGUCUCGAGCCUCGGAGGACAAGGACCAGUAUCUCAUAGCUCUCAAAGAUCGGGAGAAGCAGAUGCGUUUGGAAGCGGAGGAGUCUCGUAAGAAGUUGAGGGAGCAUCAUGAGCAUUUGCAAGAGGUUCGAGCUAAGGAAUUAGAACUGCGUCAAGAUUUCAUCGAGCUGCAGAAGAGCGUUUCUAAAGCUGGUCGGUUGGGUCUGGCUCUUGGAGCUGCUGGAGUCGGUUCGAACAAGCGCCAGAAGGCGCUGGAUGCCUUAGAGUCAAAAGUUAACGAUAGCUUCUUUGGCGACAAGUACCAGGUGCCCUGGCUGCGGCGAGAAGGGUGUAAGGCCUUUGCGACCUGGCGUAUAUUCGUGCUAAAGACGAAGGCGGCGGAGGAGAACCGCGCUAAUGUGGCGCAGGCGGUCCACGAGGCCCUUACGCGGUCUCGAGACGCGCAUGAGGAAUCUGUUGAGUCAUUAGUUGCUCGUUUGAAGGAGGAACGCGACGCGGCCGUCGCCUGCUCCAACGCCGUGUCGCUGUUAGAAGGUAUUGAGAUAGUAGAGCAGAAGAUGAGGGAGCGCGACGAGGAACGCGACACCGCGCGGGAAAUUUCCAGGGGCCAAGUCGACAAUUUGAAGAAUAUCAUCACGAAGGAGAAGGAGAAGGCCGCCCAAAUUGAUCGGGCUCGUUUGGAAUUGAAGCACUUGUUGAGCGAGGCCGAAGACGCGACAAAAAUAGCUCUGGCCGAAGGCGCGGAGCGCGCCGAGAAGGCGUCGCGGGCCUCAGCUUGUAAUUACGACUAUGCGGCGGCUCUAUUAGCGGCUCGUACCGCAAGGUGCAAGGCCUCGAUCUCCGCGACGAAGUUCGACCUGGAACGGGCACCGGCCGAGCUGAGGGAAGAGGUCCAGCGGUUAACAGAAGAAGUCGAAAAAUGUGACCAGUAUGCCGUACAUGCUGUUAGGGAAGCAGUGAAGGCCGCCGGCGCCUUCGAGGCUCUGGAUUCGGCGACGGGCGACAUUGCUGGAUAUAGACGGACGGCCGACUUGGCGGCCGACCGGGCCGGCGCGGCCAUAGCCUGCGCUGGGGCUGCGGCUCGCACCGCGGAGAAUUGUUGUUUAGCAAGAACCGUAGCUAUCAGGAGAGACGCUACGUUACAUGAACGUAGAGAAGUGACGAAGAACGCCGCGAGUGCUGCUUUGGAGCUCAAGCGUGUCAAAGAUGAGGCGUCGUCGGCGUUACUCGAGAAGCAGGAGCAGCUCGAGACGGCUAUCUACGCCAUCCACGCCGCCGAAGUGUCGGGCACGGCGGCUCUCGAAUUAAUCAAGCACGAGAAGCAACUGGUACGAGACGCGGUCCAAGAGAAGGACGUUCUGACGAAGAAGUGGGCGCGGGACUGGCACAAGUCGACGGAUCGGCACAAGGCGGCGGACGUCGCUUGUUUGGCCGUGCGAGCGGAAUUGUCAAGAGUGGAGUACGCCUUUGACGAGAAAUUUAACGAGGCGGAGAAGGCCGCGGACGCGUGCGCAAGGGCGGCGAUCGCCAACGCCAAGACGGAAGUUGCGGAGAAAUGGCGGAAAUCCGUGGCCAAUGCUGAGGAGAGAGGCACGGCGAAGGAGGCCACUGCUUGGCGGCGCGGGAUGGAAGAAAGAGAUGCCUUGGCGAGAAAAGAAACGGACAAACUCAAGGCGACGGCGGAGAAGGCUUUGAGUGAAGUGAAGCGCAGUGCGGCGCAAUCGCUGAAGGACGUGCAGGCCAAGACGAAGGCCGCGUUAGAAAAAGCUGCUCUCGCGGCCCAAGAGCGGGAGGAGGAAGCUGUGGCUCGCACGGAUGCCAAGGCUCGCAGAGAAGAGCGUUCUCUGCGCGUGGACAGCGAGCAGGCUAUUGUUGCUUGUAGUUCAGCUCGUUUGAAGCUCGAGGUCGAUCAACUGGGCGCGCUGCAUCGCCGAUCAGAACGUGCCAGAGACGUCAAGGAGGAAAAGUUGCAGGAAAGGUUCGAUGCCGAGCUUGAGAAAUUGCGACAGGCCGUCAAGUCCGAACGGGACCAUAACCAGCGUGAAUUGGAGACUUCCGAAAAGCUCCAGAAGCAGCAUCAAACGGCUCUGGCGUUGGCCGAUGAGAGACUAAGGGACGAGGUGUCGCUGCUCAUCAAGCGGGAAGCGGAGAAGACCGACGCGUUGCGGGCCUUUGAUGCCUGCUACGGCGCGCGCUUGCACUUGGAGGUGCUGGAUAUGAAGGACCUCGAGGCUGUCAAGUCGAAGAAGGCGGCUGUCAGCAAGGCGGUCGCGAAGGCCGAAAAACACGCGCAGGAGGUGCUCAUCCCGCCGCUUGUCGUGGCGUUGGACGAUGCGCAAGCGUUGUCUGCCGCCUACGAGGCGCAAUUGGCCCAAGCGUCGCGGCAGUGGGACGACGAGCGCGAUCGCGUCGUGGAUCUGCGCGGGGAAGUCGCCUUCCAGCGGAGGCAACACGCUCUCAGAGAGUGGCGGACGGCGGCGAAAGCCGUCGUGCAGGAGAAGAAGGCCGAGCAACGGGAAAGGAACGCGUCUCGGGCUGCCAAGGAGGUCGAGCGCAUGCUCACGUUACAAUUGCGCCGGACGGAGCGCAAGGCCGCUUUUGUUAGAACACAAUUAGAGGCGCAGAUCGAGGAGGGCGAGGCCUUCCGGGGACGGAUGCACGACACGCUUGUCAAUCAUGAGCGAGCGACGCUGGUGGCGCACAAACGGCGUUCUACCGAGUUAGGAAUGGAAUUGGAGGUCAUUGUGAGGGAUAGAGAUGAGCUGGAAGCGGAAAGGGACAAGAUCCUCGAAUAUGUGGAUGAGAUGCAGGAAUCUGUAAGAGCCAUCGAGCAGGCGAUUCACGCCCAUAGCAAGAACUCGGCGAUCUCGUCCGACGGUCGUGUGAAUGUUGCCCACGCGAAGAAGAAGAAGCGCAUGGACGACGACCAUGAGAUGCUCCUGUUGGGCGUCGAAAAACAAAGGAACGCGUUGUCGGAGACGGACGCUCGGUUGCAACGGUUAAAUGAUGCCAGAGAACGCAAGGAGGACGACAUGAAGGAGUUGGAGCGGAGGCUCGUCGAGUUGCUGGUCUCGCAGCAGAAGAAGCUGCUGGCGAUUCUCCAGGAAGCCGCUCAUACGACGCGCGAACUGGACGAGCGGACGCCGCGCGAAGGUGAAGAAGAGGCGUUCGCGAAUCGACGGGAGGGGGUGUACGCGAGCUAACGACUGGGGGUCUUGUGAUUUCUUUGUACUCAUGGGGCCUAGAAAAAAGGACUAACAGAUCAAAAU
Pelagomonas calceolata is the source of this 6084-nucleotide messenger RNA. The record is from the annotation of a GenBank genome assembly. NCBI's taxonomy places the organism in Eukaryota, Pelagophyceae, Pelagomonadales, Pelagomonadaceae.